CCCAGACAAGCCACUUGCGACUUUUGCAUCUCUGAACCAUUCAUCUAUUCUGUUUCAAUCUGCUGCAAACACCCGUUAAAACGUGUGCUGGUUCUAUUUAUACAAUGUCGGACGAACCGUCUUUGCCGCAUAUGCCGGCUGCCGUCUCUUGGGACGAACAGUCACAGAGCUUUAGCAACAAUCCCCGGAAACGCGUCCGCCAACAGGGUCCCAACCACGCGCCAUCCCUCAAGUACAACUCCAGCGACCCGGCCAUCUUCUCAAGCGAUGAUGACCCGGCUCUAGACAAUUAUGUCGAGGGACGGCGCAAGAAACGGUACGUUGGGUCAUGGUUUCAACAGCAUCCCACGUCUUCAGACUCGACCUUUGGGGAAUCAAUUCAAGUCCCCAAGCAGCGGCGGCAAUGGACGCGACAGCUCGACAGUGGUGUUUAUCUGGGCAGUGACGGCAAUGAGAGCGAUGACAUGAUGGACGAGCUGGAAAUUCCCACCAAACCGAGAUUGCCGCAGCUCGAUCGCGCUGCUGUGCGCCGGAUCUCAAAAGCUGAGCAAAGCGCGCGCGACAAGGUGCGGGCAUGCCUCGAUCAGGGACAAGAGACCAUUGAUUUCUGGUCAAUGGGACUGGAAGACGUAUCAAACGACACUAUCAGCCCCCUCUCACAGUUUUCAUGCAUUCCUCUCGUUACCAAGGAUGUUGCGUUUGAACAGAAGGACCCGGAGCUCAAGGUGUACUUCGCCAUGAACCGGCUAACAAGGGUCCCCGGCGCCAUAUUCGACAUCACCUACCUCACCAUCCUUAGCCUUCGAGGCAACAAACUCAGGGAGCUUCCUCCCGCAAUUUCCAAGUUGCACAACCUCAAAGAGCUAAACGUCUCUCAAAAUCGCCUCCGUCACCUUCCGAUUGAGCUGCUUGAACUUCUGAAGGCAAACGGCAGUCUCCAUACCCUUGUCCUUCACCCCAAUCCCUUCUGGCAGCCAGAGCAUGAUCUACAAAACGAAGGCCCGGCUGAUGGUGAAGCUCAAUCACCAAACACGGUCUUGUACCAGUAUGAGGAUACUGAGGAUCUGUCAGUCCCACAUCUCGUGGGCAGGUCACUUGGCCGCUCUCCAGUACAGCUCUCCAACACAAUUGGUCGUAUAUUUUCAGACUUCAGGCUUCCCUCCGGUCCCUCUUCCCUUAUCCUCCCUGUCGAGGGUGCAGCAGAUGCCAAACAGACUACUGCUGAGAUACAUCGCAACCUCACAGGUGGAAGUGCGGUACCGAGCCUCCUGGAGACAGCCCUCCGAGCAUGCUACCGCAGCGGCCAGCUUCCUGAUAUGGGAUGCUAUAUCCCCGAUGGCCUCUCCCACCUCCGUGAGCUCCUCGAGCGAGCGAUCAGGCAGAAGGAGGCUGGCGGCUUGAGAUGCUCUCGCUGUAGCAAGUCAAUUGUGGUCCCAACUGCCGAGUGGAUAGAGUGGCAGGAGAUCAGGACCUGCGAGCGCGUGGCACAAGAUGGUCCCGCCCAAGUGCGGGCCGUGCCACUGAGCAUGGCGGAGGGGGAGACGGCGGUGCCGUUUAUUCACAGGGGAUGUUCCUGGCGAUGCGGGCCGACGAAUACAGGAAAGGGUAGCUGGGGAGUACCAGAAGGAUAUCCUGCGCCAACAAUUGUGGAAGAAUCAAAUCAACAGCCAUAGUUUGAGUAGUCACAUAAAUAACUCGGCAGAGAAAUAGCAUUAUGACAAAUUUCACGGAGUCCGAUGGCCUAGUAUGGC
Ilyonectria robusta is the source of this 1751-nucleotide messenger RNA. RefSeq lists its product as uncharacterized. The coding region runs from base 105 to 1673 and encodes 522 amino acids. Gene Ontology annotation, molecular function: protein binding. The transcript has a single exon. Lineage: Eukaryota; Fungi; Ascomycota; Sordariomycetes; Hypocreales; Nectriaceae. The record is from RefSeq and is a predicted model, not a curated record.